GAAGGGUGAUACCAUCCUAGUGAAGACCAUCCAAACAACUCUUGCUAGUGAAGUAAAUCACAUGAGAACUCAUACUGGAGAGAAACCAUAUCAGUGUGUAGUGUGUCUGAAAAACUUUUCUAGAAAAACUCAUUUAGUAUAUCACAUUAGAACUCAUACUGGAGAGAAACCAUAUCAGUGUUCACAAUGUCAAAAAGACUUUUCACAAAGGACUGACUUAUGUGUAGUGUGUCUGAAAAACUUUUCUAGAAAAACUCAUUUAGUAUAUCACAUUAGAACUCAUACUGGAGAGAAACCAUAUCAGUGUUCACAAUGUCAAAAAGACUUUUCACAAAGGACUGACUUAGUAUGUCACAUGAGAACUCAUACUGGAGAGAAACCAUAUAAGUGUUCAGAAUGUAUGAAUACCUUUUCUCAUAGAUCAACAUUAGUAAAUCACAUGAGAACUCAUACUGGAGAGAAACCAUAU
Cherax quadricarinatus is the source of this 469-nucleotide messenger RNA. The record is from RefSeq and is a predicted model, not a curated record. Lineage: Eukaryota; Metazoa; Arthropoda; Malacostraca; Decapoda; Parastacidae.